Molecule: messenger RNA, 3182 nt
Organism: Rhineura floridana
Lineage: Eukaryota; Metazoa; Chordata; Lepidosauria; Squamata; Rhineuridae
Gene: SOCS4
Product: suppressor of cytokine signaling 4
Exons: 2
Coding region: 1472-2776 (434 amino acids)
Biological process (GO): intracellular signal transduction; negative regulation of epidermal growth factor-activated receptor activity; phosphatidylinositol phosphate biosynthetic process
Cellular component (GO): phosphatidylinositol 3-kinase complex
Molecular function (GO): 1-phosphatidylinositol-3-kinase regulator activity
Source: RefSeq, a predicted model, not a curated record
AGAGGCUGAGGAGAAGAGAGCGAGGGGGGCGUAAGCCUCCCAACUUAGCCAGCCUGGGGCAAUAAAUCGUCCUGUUUCCCCCGCCACGCUGAUAGCCCCGGGGUCAAGCCUUCGUGCAACACCCUCCUCUGCUUUCCUUGGGGGGCGUAAACCCCCAAACGUAGCCAGCCCUACUCACACACGGAGGCCCCACACAGCCCCUCACCGCGGCUCGACGACGGCAAGGGCAGCGCGCCGCCUCCCUCGCGUCUCCCUUCCUCCUCCUCGGCUUCGCGGCUUCCCGCGCUCUCGGCCUGAGGCGGAGCCGGCAGCGUCAGAGGCCGGGCAGGCAGGCCUCCGCUUGGCCGUCUCCUCCUCCCGCUCCUCCGGUCCCUCCUUCCCGGGCCGGCUGGGUCGUGUCACCAGCGGCGAUGGGGGCCGGGCGACGGCGGCGCCUGAGGUGACUCGGGCCGCCUGGCUGGGUGUGAAAGAGACGCGGGAGGAGGAGAAGCAGCGCCUCUGCCCAGCCGGGUGACUGGCUGGCUGGCUACGAGGAGGACGGGGAGCUAACCGGGCCUCCCCGGCCUGGCUCCUUCUUCCCCAGCUCUCUCCCUCCCCUCUCUGCUUUAAUCUCCCAGCUCCCUGGUUGUCCCUUCUCCCCUUCCUCCGCAAUUUCUGCCCUCCUUUAAUCAUCAUCACCUUCCUCUAUUCAGCAUUUUCUUCUUCACAGUUCCUUCUCUCUCCCACCCACCUCCAUCCCUUUUUCAUGCCUGUCCUUUUCCAUCAAUCUCUUCUUUUGGAGCGCCCCUCAAUUUUUCUCUUUCUUAAAAAAUAAAAUACGUAUCUUCCACCAUUUCAUUUCUCAUUUCUUCUCGCCUUUCCUUUCCCGUCGCAGCCUGAUCCUAACCAUGCCCAGCUAGAAAUAACUCCCAUUGAUCUUUAAGGGGACUUCCUUCCAACAGAGCAGGUUUUAGGAUUGCAGCCUUAGCCACUGUCCCCAUCUAUCAUCUAUCUAUCUAUCAUCAAUCUCUGUCUAUCUAUCUAGUUCCUCUUUCUGCUGCCUUAAUCCUUCUUUUUCUCCCUUCUGUCCUCUCAUCCUCCAGUUCCCUUCUCUUGCCCCCUUUUUAAGUUCCUCUCCUCUUCUGGCUUCUCCCUUUCCCUUCUGCCAUCUUCCUUUUUCACCCCAGUUCCCUGUUAUCCACGGGUGCCUCAGCCCAGCCCAUCUCCCUCCCCUUCCAGCUGUGCAGUUAAUCCAGUCUGGCUUUGUGUCUGAUGGGGAGCGGAUGUGCCUGUCUGUUGUGGCUAUUGCAUUGGGAUGAAGGCUCCCCUUGGCCCCCUCUUUUGACUGUGCCCCUCCAAAAUGUCUCUUCUGGUAAGCAGCAGAUAUAUCCAAAAAGUACCUGAUGGAAGCUUUCUGGGAUAGAAGCUGGGACAGAAGAAUUUGGCAACAAUAGCCCUGGACCUUUUGUGAACACAGUUGCAUUUUUUUAAAAUGGCAGAAAAUAAUGAAAGUAAUUCCAAAACUACAGAUGUGAGGCCUAAGACCAGCCGGAGUAGAAGUGCAGACAGAAAGGACGGCUACGUAUGGAGUGGGAAGAAGCUUUCCUGGUCAAAAAAGAGUGAGAGCAGUUCCGAUGCUGAAACGGCAAGCACCUCAGGAAAGUCCACAUUUAGUUUAAGGAGCCAAGAGAGGAAACACAGCUGUUCUUCAACUGAGCUGGACUUGGAACGCUCUUGCAGCCACAGAUUCUUAGGCCGUUCUCUUAAGCAGAAGCUGCAGGAUGCCGUUGGACAAUGUUUUCCUAUAAAAAAUUGCAGCAGUCGACAUUCUUCAGUCCUUCCAUCAAAGAGGAAGAUACAUAUCAGUGAGCUUAUGCUGGACACGUGUCCUUUCCCACCACGGUCGGAACUAGCCUUUCGGUGGCAUUUAAUCAAACGGCACACUGCCCCAGUAAAACAAAGAUCUGAAAGCUGGUUAAGUAUGGGGUCAUCGCAAGGAGAAGGGAAGGAUGAGGAACGGGGAGAUGUCGAGAGUGCAAACGGAGGAGGGUCAGCUGUUUUGCAGGCAUGUAGCAAUACUGCUUCCUGUAGAUGUGAUCCUCGGGGUAACUCUUCCGCAAGUAAGCUGCUGAAGAACAGCAGAGAAGAAAGCGACAUGGAUUCAGAUGAUGAAGUGGUAACCCUUUGCACUAGCUCUAGGAAGAGAAACAAGCCACGAUGGGAAACAGAUGAUGAACUGCUGCAACUGGAAACACCUCCUAAAUAUCACACCCAGAUUGAUUAUGUUCAUUGCCUUGUCCCUGACCUCCUUCAGAUCAAUAACAAUCCGUGCUAUUGGGGAGUGAUGGAUAAAUAUGCUGCAGAAGCACUUUUAGAUGGGAAGCCAGAAGGGACUUUUUUGCUACGAGACUCUGCCCAGGAAGAUUACUUGUUCUCUGUUAGUUUUAGGCGCUACAGUCGUUCCCUUCAUGCCAGGAUUGAGCAGUGGAAUCACAACUUCAGCUUUGAUGCCCAUGACCCAUGCGUCUUCCAUUCUCCUGACAUUACUGGACUCUUAGAACAUUACAAAGAUCCAAGCUCUUGUAUGUUCUUUGAGCCUCUUCUCUCUACUCCCUUAAACAGGACUUUCCCUUUUUCUCUCCAACAUAUAUGCAGGACAGUUAUUUGCAACUGUACAACUUACGAUGGUAUAGAUGCCCUUCCUGUUCCUCCAUCUGUGAAGUUAUAUCUGAAAGAAUAUCAUUAUAAGUCCAAAGUUAGAGUUCUCAGGAUUGACGUACCAGAGCAACAAGCCUAGGAGAUAUUCUGAGAGACAUUUGGGUCUUAGAAAAUUAUUUACAGCUGAAACUGAAUUCUGCUUGAGCCUUAUGGUCCAAAUAGAUUUUUAUUCCCCUGCCUCAAUGGGCAGAUUUUGUUUGUGUGAAGACACAGUGUUUUCAUUGGUAAUAAAAAUAGGGUUUUAUGGAAUUUCAUGUAGAUUUUUUUUAAGUUUUCACUCAAGCCUAACCUUAUAGAUUUGAAGUUAAGUCAAAAUGGAUUUUGACUUGUCUUUUAUAUACUGUGAUUUAUAUGCAGCACAGGCAUGUUUGAAACACUGUAUGCAAUGUCUACUCAAGAGUGACUAAUUUGUAUUUUAUACCUUUCUUUGAAAAUUAGUACGUUGUCCUCUCUAUAAAAAGUAAAAUUGAUGUCUAUUUAUGAUG